Entamoeba nuttalli P19 is the source of this 1191-nucleotide messenger RNA. RefSeq names its product DNA repair metallo-beta-lactamase. Gene Ontology annotation, molecular function: 5'-3' DNA exonuclease activity; damaged DNA binding. Gene Ontology annotation, biological process: interstrand cross-link repair; double-strand break repair via nonhomologous end joining; protection from non-homologous end joining at telomere. The transcript has a single exon. NCBI's taxonomy places the organism in Eukaryota, Evosea, Mastigamoebida, Endamoebidae. The record is from RefSeq and is a predicted model, not a curated record. The coding region runs from base 1 to 1191 and encodes 396 amino acids.
AUGAGUGUAUCAAAUACAAGAAAAAUAAGUCGUGAAGAACUUCACAAACAAUAUCUUAGUGAUCCAUGUAAAUUAUUAUUUAAUGAAUUUAUUGUUGAUGCCUUCAAAUAUCAAAUUAAAGGAUAUAAAUAUUUUUUAUUAUCACAUUUUCACUCAGACCACUAUCAAGGGUUGUCAAGUAAAUGGAAGUGUGGAAUAAUUAUAGGCACUGAAAUUACAUUAAAUUUAGUAAAAUAUAAGUUCAAAAUAAAAAAUGAAUAUCUUUAUGUUAUUCCAUUAAAUACACCAACUUAUUUUGAAGGAUCAAAUAAUGAUGGAUAUAUUGUCACAGCAAUUGAAGCAGGACAUGCACCUGGAAGUUGUUGUUUUGUAAUUAAAAGAAUAAGUGAUGGAAUAAUAUAUCUCCAUGUUGGUGAUUUCAGAUUUGAUUCAACUUUACAAAACGAUAAAAACUGGAAGGAAUAUGUCUUUACUCAACACAUAAAUACAUUAUUUCUUGAUACAACUUAUUGUGAUCCACAAUAUAAAUUUAAAGAACGACAAAUUAUUUGUAAUGAAGCAGUUAAAAUUGUUAAACAAUCAAUGGGGAAAACUUUGUUUAUUGUUCAAACAUAUACUAUUGGAAAGGAGAUGUUUGUUGAAGAAAUAGCACGACAAACUGGAAUAAAAAUACAUGUUGAUGAGAACAAAUAUUCAAUUGUUAAAUUAUGUAAAAGAGAUUUAUCAUUAUAUACGUUAGAAGAGUCUUCUUUAGAAAUAAGAACAAGUAUAUCAAAUAGUAGUAUAACAUCUUUAACAGUAGAAUUAUCACAAUUACCAAAUAAGUAUGAUAGAAUUAUUAUAUUUCAACCUACUGGAUGGGCGAAAAAAACAACUUGUAAAGGUUCUUUUGAAGUUAAAGAAUAUAAAAUUCCAUAUUCAGAACAUAGUAGUUUUAACGAAUUAAUUGACUGUUAUAAAAUGAUUCACGCUGACCAUGUUAUUCCUUCUGUUAUUGGUGAAGGUCAAACUUCUCAAAAAAUUAUUGAAAUGAUAGAAAGAGAAAGUAAACCAAAACCAGGUACAUUAGACUCUUUUUUCAUCAGUAAAAAAAGAUUUAAUUCAGAGUCUAUUGUUCCUCAUAAAAUAAAAGAUUUUCAUGAACCUUUACUUUCAAAUAAACAAGUUGUAUCUUCAAUAAUAAUUGAUUAA